Messenger RNA from Rhopalosiphum maidis (corn leaf aphid), 2235 nucleotides. RefSeq names its product protein phosphatase 1 regulatory subunit 16A (gene MYPT-75D). Gene Ontology annotation, cellular component: cytoplasm. Gene Ontology annotation, molecular function: phosphatase regulator activity; enzyme inhibitor activity; protein binding. The record is from RefSeq and is a predicted model, not a curated record. The transcript has 7 exons. Lineage: Eukaryota; Metazoa; Arthropoda; Insecta; Hemiptera; Aphididae. Bases 313 to 1842 code for a protein of 509 amino acids.
UUAUUAUUUUUUAGUUAAUUUUAGAUUUAGUCGUUUAGUUAGGAUUUAACUGAUUUAAGAAUCUCAUCCUGUUGGAUAUUUUUCAGAAUAAUGUCUACCGUAAAAUAUAGAACUUUUAAUUUUGCAUAUUGAGUAUUGCAGUUAUUUUAUGACUGAGUUUGAGAAGCACCACCGUGUACGAUAAUGGACAUUUCAACUAUGCAAAUCAAACCGGUGACAGUAAAAAGAAAUGGUGUCACCGGUCAGUCGGUAUUAAACGUUUCUUAGAUAGAAAUCACUUGAAUUUUUUGCAUCAAAAGCGCUUUAAGCAGAAUGGAUCAUGCCGAGUUAGUGUUAGAAAUGUCUCAUUUGGAGCGGAUGCCCACGGCAGAUAGGUUGGCUCUAGCUAGACGGCGUCGAGUUCAACAAUUACGACUGUGGGCCCAAAAAGAUCGCGAACGUCGACGGUCGUCUCCACCACGCAACAAUAGACAUAUAUAUUUCAGUGACAAUGUCAUGUUGUUGGAAGCUGCUUCUAGAAAUGAUAUUGAAGAAGUAAAAAGACUUCUGGUCAAAGAGGUCAGUCCAGAUGCUACAAAUGAAGAUGGGCUUACUGCCUUGCAUCAGUGUUGUAUUGAUGAUAAUGAACAAAUGAUGAAACUCUUAGUGGAGUUUGGUGCUAAUGUUAAUGCAGAAGAUAGCGAAAAGUGGACUCCAUUACAUGCAGCAGCUACUUGUGCUCAUUUACACCUAAUUAAAUAUCUUAUUGAUAAGGGUGCUAAUUUACUUUCUGUAAAUGCUGAUGGUAAUAUGCCAUAUGAUAUCUGUGAAGAUGAAGCCGCAUUAGAUCUUAUUGAGAGUGAAAUGGCUAGACGAGGUGUAACACAACAAUUGAUUGAUAACACACGUUCCACUACAGAACAUCGAAUGUUACAAGAACUCCAGCAAGCUGUUGAAAAUAAUCAAAGUUAUUUACUAGAAUCGUAUGACCAUCAAGGAGCUACACCUUUACAUAUUGCUGCUGCCAAUGGUUAUUUAAAAGUUGUUGAAUAUUUAUUAGAUAACCACGUUGCAACUGAUGUUAAAGAUUCUGAUGAAUGGCAACCUGUUCAUGCAGCUGCUUGUUGGGGUCAUUUGGAAGUGUUGGAAAUAUUGGUUCAAAAUGGUGCUGAUUUGAAUGCUAAGACAAAAAAUGAUGAAACACCUGCAGACAUUUGUGAAGAUCCAGAUUUACGUGAUCGUAUAUUACAAUUGCGUAAUGAACAAGAGACCAAAAAAGAAGCUCAGAGAAGAAGAGUUCGGCGUACACAAUCAAAUAACACUAGAGCUCAAUCAGUUCGAAGAACAUCUAUUAGAGAAAAAACGCUGACAUCUAAAAAGGAUGCAGUAGAAGAAGCUAGGUUAAGAGUUGAAGCUCAGAAUUUUGCAAAAAAAUUUUUAGCUAAUGAGCGUAUCACUAGUGACUUAGAAGGAGAUUCAUCAAUUGAUUCAUUUGUUCCUGUACCUAUUCCUGUUCCUUCAAUAAUUCCUACUACAGAACGUAGAGAGCCUGAAGGUGAAGACGUUACUGAUGAAAAGUCGCAGUUGGAAUCUGUUGAUGUUGGUCCAGCUGCUGAAACUUGUUAUACAACAGAAAGUGAUGGUAAAAUAAACAUACAUGUUUCGGUAACUAUCAAUGCAGGUACUUUGGCUGAGUUGAAAAAACAACGAGCACAAACUCGUGCAGCAGCUGGUCUUCUUUCUAAUAGUACAGAUCUACCAUCCGAUUCAGAAGCUGCAUUUAAUAGAUUUGCUGGUGAUACUGAAGAUGUGAUUGUUGGUGAUCCAUUGAAAACAAGGCGAAAAUGUUGUAUAAUUUUUUAAUUUGCCUUUACUUUUACAAUUAUUGGUGGAUAAAAUAUUUAUCAUAUUUUUAUGGAAAUGAAAUUUUUACAUUUUCCCAGGUAAAUUUCUAUAAUUUUUUUUGUAUAUUUUCCUUUUUUAUGUACUUAAACAUCACUGAACAUUGUUCCGUCCUGUAGAAUUAUUUUUAUUUAGUUUUGAUUUAUUCCAAUUUAUAAGGGCCAUUAGAAUUAAUUUAGAUUAUUAGUUGUUUACAUAACUGUGAUAAAUUUGUGAGUGUUCGGAGAGUACUCGAUCAUUUUUUUUAAAACUUAUUUUUGUAUUUUUAAUAUAAGCACAAAUCAAAUUAAUAUAUUUUUUUACAUUCCAAUUAUAUUUGUCUAUGUAUAAAUAUUAAAUAAUAAUUAAAUAUUA